Molecule: messenger RNA, 2252 nt
Organism: Toxorhynchites rutilus septentrionalis
Lineage: Eukaryota; Metazoa; Arthropoda; Insecta; Diptera; Culicidae
Gene: EndoB
Product: endophilin-B1
Exons: 7
Coding region: 240-1325 (361 amino acids)
Cellular component (GO): cytoplasm
Molecular function (GO): protein binding
Source: RefSeq, a predicted model, not a curated record
AAAAAUUAAUGAAAAAAUCAAUAACAGUCUGCUGUCAAUACACAAAGGAGAGAAAUUUUUUGCAUCACUAUCGUCUUGUGAAACUUUCCGAUAUUUCAGCCUAUUUUUCGCCUCGUCGCAACUUCUUUUUCGUCCUUGUGCUACUGUUAGAACGUGAUAGUUAAAAUCUCGCCAAUUGAGCGAAUUGCGCUGUUCCUCCAUACCAGCUGAUCCGAAAAUAGUUUUUCUAGUCCACAACAAUGAACAUAAAAAUGCCAGAUUUCGACAUGAAGAAGUUCGUGAAAGAUGCUGGCUCAACACUUUCCCGUGUGGUGCAGCUCACCGAAGAAAAGCUGGGUACAUCGGAGAAAACCGGCAUGGAUGGGCACUUUGAGCAUCUUAGCGAACGGUCAGAUUGCGCCCGGAUGUGGACCGAGAAAAUCGUGCGUGACACCGAAGCGGCAAUCGUUCCGAAUCCAGCAAAUCGAGUCGAAGAUUUCAUAUUCGAGAAAAUCGAAAAGCAAAAGCCCAAAAGAUUGAGCAAUCUGGAGUACCUAGGCCUAGACAUGAUCGAAGGAGGCGGAGAAUUCGGCCAGGAUGGGGCAUACGGUGCUGCGCUGAUCAAGGUUGGCCAAGCCCAGCAGAAGUUGGGUUCUUGCGAGAGGGACUUUAUCGGAUCGGCGGGGAUGUGUUUUAUACAACCGCUGAAGAAGUUCCUCGAGGGGGAGAUGAAAACCAUCACCAAAGAGAAGGGCAUACUGGAAAGCAAAAGACUUGAUUUGGAUGCAUGUAAGAACAGGGUACGCAAGGCGCGCAGUAUGCUGGGACAACAAACGAAGGACGGAAUCUCGCCCGAGGCUGCACUUGACCAGGCCGAGCGCGAUCUACGAGUAGCACAGUCGGAAUUCGAUCGCCAAGCUGAAAUCACAAAAUUACUGCUGGAAGGCAUCAGUACUACACAGGCAACACAUUUACGACAUCUGCACGCCUUAGUCGAAGCUCAGGUUCGCUACUACGGACAGUGCAAUAAAAUUAUGGGUGAUCUGCAGCGCGAACUGACAAGUUUGGGAGGUCCACAGCCGUACGUGCCGGUGGCAGGAUACGAGGACGAUGACACCCUCAGCGGACGCAUGAACAACAUCGAACUGGGCGCUAAUCCCGGCUACAAACGGGCCCGUGUCCUGUGCUCGUACGAUGCAAAGGACGGCACCGAGCUGAAUCUAACAUCGAACGAGGUCAUCUUUGUGUGCGAAUGCAAUCCACCGAACUGCGACUAUAUGAAUGGGAAGCAGGGCUUGUUGAAGGGUCUGGUACCGAAGGCUUUCUUAGAACUGUUGGAUGAGUAGAUUCCUAAGCGUCGUUUCGCAUUGUUGAAUACUUUUAAAGCACACUGAGUUGCAGCGCGAAUCAGAAUAUAAUAGAAACAAAUGCUGUUGCUUUAAAUUAUUUAUUUUUUAAGUUACUUUUAUUGUCAAAAUCUCGCAAUCUCGUUCAGUUCGUUCGCGAGUACAUUGUUGCAUGUUUUCCAAUGUUUCGUAAGUUUAAAUUGAUUGGGCUUCUAGUGAGUGAAAAUAGCAAUGUAGCAAAUGAUAAGCGAACAAUACCCAACGAAACAGUUACUGCAGUGCCGAUCAUGUUUAAAGGAAAAGGAAAUUGACGCAUUUUUAAGCGCUUAUAAAAGACGCACUUUGUCAAUUAUUGUAGCAAAAAAAGAACAGCCAGUUAUAGUAGAUUUUUGUUUGGGAACGGCUGCAUUAAACAUUCCUUGUAAAACUGUUAACACAUAUCGCCUCAAUCGAGCGGGAACUGUUCAAUUAAACAUUUGACAAUUGUUGAAAGAUUGAGAGAAAGAAACAAAGCUGUUUUGAGCGCCAAAAUAGACCGAUACUCGUUCCAAACUCAAACUCUCUAAUUAUAUUUAUCCUGUGAUGAAGUGAUAUACAAAUGCAUAAGUCGAUAUGUUGUUUCUCAUAUUCUCUAGUAUAACUGAAAAGCGAGUGAACAAUUAGACGUUAGUUAUUAUCCCUACUGGUCUACUCUAUAUAUAUAAAUACUUAAAUCGAAUGCAAAUUCAAGUCAACUAAAAUGCAUACAGGACUCACUCAAAAAGCAUUACCUAAACACGAUUGCAAACAAAAAAGAACGCUGAAUAAUGUGUAAUUUUAUCUCUUCCAUUUCGUGUUAACGUUGGAUACACUUACCUUGUUAGUCUGUAAAGGAUGCUAUGAAAUUAAAGCGAAACAAUAAAUACUUGCGUUUUAAACCAUCACCAA